UUGAACAAGGAGGUGGGUGCCAGGGUUCUGCCACACACAUCUUGAUUCCUGCGGCCACCUGCAUUUUUCUGGAGAUAGCAAGCACCGAGCAAGGAAAGAGCAUGUGGCUGGGCCCUGGUCUGCUCCUUCUCUGCCUGAGAGGCUGCUUCUCUCUGACGGGCCCUGGCUCAGUGUCUGGCUACGUGGGAGGCUCUCUCCAUGUGCAGUGUCAAUAUGGAGAGUCAUACAAGGACCACGUGAAAUACUGGUGUCGAGGACCGCACGACACGGAAUGCGAAACUCUUGUGGAAAUCCAAGGAAACGGGGAGGAAAAGAAGAAUGGCCGAGUGUCCAUCAGAGACCAUGCUGAGAACUUCACCGUGACGGUGACCAUGGAGGACCUCAGCCUAGAUGAUGCUGGAUCUUACUGGUGCAAGAUUCAGACUUUCUUUAUCUGGGAUUCAUGGUCACGUGACCCCGCGGUCCUUGUAAAGGUACAUGUUUUCCCAGCCCCAACUACCGUGGAGACCACACUCCCAGCUACAACUCCCAUCCUCCCACUAGCGAAUGCUGAACACCUGAGGGUUAACUUCAUUGAGGUGUUCCUCCUCCAAGUAUGGUCCCUGCUCAGCAGCAUCCACUUCCAGGUCCUGGUCUUCCUGAAGCUACCACUGCUUCUGAGCAUGCUCUGUGCUGUCUUCUGGGUGAACAGGCUUCAGAAGAUCCAUGAAGGGAAUUUAGAAUGAGCUACCCAAGAGCUAUGUAGCGAAGCAUCCCAGGAAUUACCUGGGAGGGACUCGGCCCUGCAGACAUGACAAGGCACACACCAUACUCUGAAUUGACUCUGCAUGGAGGCAGCAGUACUUGGAUUCUGGAUUUCACCAUUCCCAUAUUUCAAGGGAGGAUCUUGAUUAUCUGUGAGUCUCAGGUAUCAGACUCCUGUGGAGUCCUCAGCAUUAAAGAGGAAACGAGGCUGGCA
Molecule: messenger RNA, 958 nt
Organism: Alexandromys fortis (reed vole)
Lineage: Eukaryota; Metazoa; Chordata; Mammalia; Rodentia; Cricetidae
Gene: Cd300e
Product: CD300e molecule
Exons: 4
Coding region: 102-725 (207 amino acids)
Cellular component (GO): plasma membrane
Molecular function (GO): transmembrane signaling receptor activity
Source: RefSeq, a predicted model, not a curated record